Messenger RNA from Rotaria sp. Silwood2, 2817 nucleotides. The record is from the annotation of a GenBank genome assembly. NCBI's taxonomy places the organism in Eukaryota, Metazoa, Rotifera, Eurotatoria, Philodinida, Philodinidae.
AUGUUUCGUGAAAGAUCAAUAACACGUAAAAAUUUAGAAGCACUUAAAAAUGAAAUUGAUUUAGAUGAACAUAAAAUUUCAAUAAAUGAAGUUUAUAGAAAAUAUGGAACAAGUCCUGCUAUGGGUCUUUCAGAAGAACGAGCAGCAGUUAUUUUUGAACGUGAUGGUCCAAAUGAUUUAACACCAGUUCGACGAACACCUGAAAUUGUUCGUUUAGCUAAAAAUAUGUUUGGUGGUUUUGCAAUGCUUCUAUGGAUUGGUGCUUUUCUUUGUUUUAUUGCUCAUUUUCUUGAACUCUACACAUCAGAGGAUCCACAAUAUGAUAAUAUGUAUUUAGGUAUAGCAUUAGCUAGUGUUAUUAUAAUAACUGGAUUUUUUUCCUAUCAUCAACAAGCAAAAAGUUCUAAAAUAAUGGAAUCAUUCAAAUAUUUGCAAGCUUGUGUUGUUCGACAUGGAAAGUCAAGAAAUAUAAAUCCAGAAAAAAUUGUUAUUGGAGUUGAAAUACAUCGUGGUAAUCGUAUUCCGGCUGAUAUUAGAAUAAUUCGUGCUCAUGGUCUUAAAGUUGAUAAUUCAUCAUUAACAGGUGAAUCGGAACCACAAACUCGAGGAAUUGAAUAUACUAAUGAUGAUAUAUUAGAAACAAGAAAUUUAGCUUUUUUUGGUACAUUUGCUGUUGAAGGUUCAUGUAUUGGAGUUGUUAUUCGUACUGGUGAUAAAACAUUUAUUGGACGAAUUGCUAAUUUAACAGCUGGUAUUGAACGUGGUAAUACUCCCAUAGCAGGUGAAAUAAAUCAUUUUAUUCGUAUAAUAACAAUAAUUGCCGUUGUUGUUGGUCUUAUUUUUUGUAUUUGUUCACUUUCUCUUGGUUAUACAUAUGUUGAAGCUGUUGUUUUUCUCAUCAGUAUAAUUGUUGCUCAAGUACCUGAAGGUCUUUUGGCAACAGUGACUGUUUGUUUAACAUUGACUGCUCAACGAAUGGCAAGAAAAAAUUGUUUGGUUAAAAAUUUGGAAGCUAUUGAAACUCUUGGUUCAACAACAGUUAUUUGUGCUGAUAAAACAGGAACAUUAACACAAAAUCAAAUGACUGUUGCACAUAUGUGGUUUGAUAAUUAUAUUACUAAUUCAGAUAUUGAUACUCUUCAUUCACAAUCAAAUAAUAUAAUAUAUUCUCAUUGUUGGAAUGCAUUAGCACGAUGUGCUAUGUUAUGUAAUACAGCUGGAUUUAUAGAAGAUUCAAAUAAUCUUUCAAAACCAAUUGUUCAACGACAAUGUGAAGGAGAUGCAAGUGAAAUAGCUAUUCUUAAAUGUAUGGAAACUAUUAUAGGUAAUGUUUCAAAUUAUCGUUCAAAAAAUCCAAAAAUAUGUGAAGUACAAUUUUCAUCAACAAAUCGUUAUCAAUUAUCAAUUCAUUCAACAAAUGAUCAAGAUGAACGAUAUUUACUUGUUAUGAAAGGAGCACCAGAAAAAAUUCUUAAAAAUUGUUCAACUAUAUAUGUUGAUGGUUGUGAAAUUGAAUUUAAUAAAUAUUGGAAAAAACGAUAUGAAGAAGCAUUUACAGAAUUAAGUAAUCAUGGUGAACGUGUUCUUGCAUUUGCUGAUUAUCGUUUACCAUUAAAUAAAUAUCCACGUGGAUAUCAAUUUGAUUGUGAUACAAUUAAUUUUCAUGUUAAUCCUUAUUUUGAACAUUUUAAUUUUCCAACAGAUGGUUUGAGAUUUUUAGGUUUAAUUUCGUUAAUUGAUCCACCACGUGUUAAUGUUGCUGAAGCUGUUAGAAAAUGUCGUUCAGCUGGAAUACGUUUAUUAAUGAUAACAGGAGAUCAUCCAUUAACAGCUACUGCUAUAGCACGUUCUACUGGUAUUAUAACAGAUUAUAGUGAAACAGAACAACUUAUAGAAAAUGUAUUUGAUAAUAAUGCUCGAUCAUGUGUUAUUCAUGGAAGUACAUUAAAAACAAUGAAUAGAAAACAAUUAGAUAAUCUUAUUAAAUAUCAUCAAGAAAUUGUUUUCGCUCGAACAAGUCCACAACAAAAAUUAAUUAUUGUUGAAACUUGUCAAAGAUUAGGUGAAAUUGUUGCUGUUACUGGUGAUGGUGUUAAUGAUUCUCCAGCAUUAAAAAAAGCUGAUAUUGGUAUUGCUAUGGGAAUAACUGGUUCAGAUGUUAGUAAACAAGCAUCGGAUAUUAUUUUACUUGAUGAUAAUUUUGCAUCAAUUAUAACUGGAAUUGAACAAGGAAGAAUUAUUUUUGAUAAUUUAAAAAAAUCAAUUUGUUAUACAUUAUCAUCAAAAAUUCCUGAAUUAACUCCUUUUCUUUUUUAUAUGAUUUUUCAAAUACCUUUACCACUUGGUACAAUUGCUAUAUUAUGUAUUGAUUUGGGUACAGAUAUGUUGCCAGCUAUAUCAUUAGCAUAUGAAAGAGCUGAAUUAGAUAUUAUGAAACGACCACCAAGAGAUGCUAAACGAGAACAUCUUGCUACUGAUAGACUUAUUUCAAUGAGUUAUGGUCAAUUGGGUAUGAUACAAGCUGGUGGUGGAUUUUUUGUUUAUACUCUUGUUAUGGCUGAAAAUGGAUUUUUUCCAUCAAGAUUAUUCGGAUUAAGAAAAUCAUGGGAUUCAAGAUCAAUCAAUGAUCUUGAAGAUUCUUAUGGACAAGAAUGGACUUAUGAACAACGAAAAGCAUUGGAGGAUACUUGUCAUACGGCUUUUUUUGUAACUGUAGUCAUUGUUCAAUGGACCGUUUUAUUAUGUUGUAAAUCUCGACGAAAUUCUCUUUUUCGACAAGGAAUGUCGUACGUUAGUUUUUUUUUAUCUUUCUACUAA